AAUUGUGUGCUAGUGGUGCAGCGGUGACAACACGGACAUCAGCGCCCCGACAUGUUUACGCAGGUGACAUGUCUCUUGGCUGUGGUGGCUCUCACAGUUGCCGCUCCUCAACGUUUCGACGUCAACAAAUUGGUCACCGCGCCCCAGCUUGACACACCAAACGUGGUGCCUCCAGCAGCCUCAUCGACCAACGACGAAAAUACCGAUAUUGUUGAUUAUGAAAUUAAAAACUUGCCACUUGCCCAUGUAAAUGGAACGAGCAUUUUUCAGACGAGCAAAAUCGACGAAGAAGUAAAUCAAAUUAAUUCAACCUCUGACCCAAUACAUGUAACAAACACAGAGACGAUUCAGCGAUAUGAGCCGCAACUUCAGACUCCAGAUUCGAUUAAAAGAACUCUGGAAUCUUUCUUCGAGAACGAUGAAUUUACGAAUGAAAAUUCAGAAGUUGGUACAUCAAUCUUUCUUAAUGUUGGAGACUCAUCCACUGCGUUCACUGAUAAGACUGACGAAGUAGGUGCUUCAAUUGGUAGCACAUUAGUACUUGAAACGAUCGCUAGCACAGAGGCACCAACGAGUACAUUAGUCCCAGAGACAAUAUCUAAAACGGAGGUUCCAGCUAGUACAUUAGAACUUGAUACUCAGACUACAGACAAAGGUCAACUUGCUAUCGAUGAAAAUGUGCUCAGCCAGAUGGUUGCAUUAGUCAACGCGCUGAAGUCCAACUCUAUUGUAGAUGUUAAAGCUCCAGCUACAGAAAAUUCUGAUCAUUUUACGGCUGAAGAAAGAAGUAAAAGGCAUGGCUUGCACUCAUUAAAAUUCAACGAGCAGACUACCAUACCUGACGAAACACCAGAAGGUGAAGAAGAAGCCAAUCAAGAAGCAGUGCUUACAAGACGAACGACAAAACCUGCACAAUCUGAACCCAAUAAAUCUGAGAAAGAAGCAAAGAUGACGGAUCAAGAAGAAGCAGAGUUGCCGGGAAUUAACGAUGAAACCGCUCAGGCAUCGAAAGUUGAGUCACACGUCGAUGAACAUUCUGAAACGAGAACAGUAGUUACAGAAAUUACAGCUUCUCCUUCUUCUUUCUCAUCCAGAACCUCCAAAGUUGAACCACAAAUUGAAGAAUUUGAAUUUAGUUCUGACAGGAAAACAGCUGCAAUCGAAUCAGGGUCAAGAAAAGGAAAACGGCAUAAUUCGAAGGAGCCAGAGAAUGUGCAGUCUAAAUCGUUCUCAUCUUCAGCUGAUGACUCGCUUUAUGCAUUAGAUACUCCAACAGUUAAAACCAGGAGACACAACACGCAAGAGGGGAAAUAUGCUGCUCCACCUCAGUGGCCGCCCUUGAUGCCAUACAACUUCGCCUUCGAGGUGAGGGAUGACGAGACGACCAACUACCAGAACAGGGUAGAGGUGGUCGAGGAUGGGGUGCUCAGAGGUUCCUUCAGCUUCUUGGGUGCGGACGGUGUCAUCAGGACUGUGACGUAUACCGAUGAUGGAACCUCCGGUUUCCAGAUCCAAACUCAGGAGAUUCCUACCGACGUCAUCGUUGUUGGUGCUCACGACUACAAAAUAAAAGGACGCUACGGAAAUAACCUAAACCGGGGCGAAAACAAUGCGGAAACAAUCCCUACAACAGGAGGGGAGAAGCAGACAUCAGGCACUGUUACCAGUAGCGGGGUAAACCGAGCACCAGGCUAUACUGGGGGUAGCAAAUCCGUGUCUCUCAGCAGCUCUGGCAGGGCGACUUCAGCCACCACCAAAAGUGCAGGAACAACUAUCCCGAUUCCGACCCUUGUAACAACACAUCUUAGUUCGAAAAAGACAAGUGAUGCUUCUAAGCUUUCCAGUGGUAGUAGCACUUCAGUUGUCAACAACGCUGGAAGCAAAUCGAUUUCAUCGUCGGCAUCGAGUGGAUUAUUACUCACUUCCGCAGAGGGAAAAGCUUCUACUUCUGAAGCUGAAGAAGAGGAAACAAGCACUACGUCUGCAACUCAAAUUCAGAAAGUUGCGUCAUCCACUGGCUUUAGCUCAUCAAUUUCCGAUGAGACUGCCUUAGCAUCCGCUGUUCAAGCUAAAAACGUUUUUUCAGGUAGCAAAGAGAGUAAAGUUACUGUUGCUUCGAGUGGCAGCAGUGGCUCCUUGAUAACAAAGUCAAGCAGUGACAUUUCACUGACCUCGGAUCAUGCAAAAGAUGGCGUUUCGAAAAGUAAGAAACAAGAAACUUUUACGGUGAUCGACAAAAUCAGGCAAAAAGAAUUGAGCAGUGAGAAUGACGAAAGAACCAGCGAUGGCGAACAAUUUUCAGUUGAACUUAAAAAAUCUGAGAAGGCAGAAGAAAAUCAAGCUAGAAAUAAAAACGAAGACGAAUCAAAAGAGAGCAAUAAUAAUUCUGGGUCCCCGGUCACCAUUAUUCUUGGUUCUCAUUCUCUGUCAGGCUCAGGCCUGAUCGAAGCAAUCCGCAAGAGUCAAAGUUUGAGUCCAGGUAAAGAGUCGCAAGCAAGUACGCACAAUUUAGACGCGAUAAAUCCAAACACGCCUAUCACAGUCGUCUUCGGAAACAAUCAAGCAUCUGUUCAGCAAUCGCAGCAAAGUUUAGAAGGUUCGCUCUCCUCGCAGCAAGGGUCAUCUAUUGCUAUAGGCAGUUCUAAUGUGGAAAUCAGUAACUCAGAUUCCGGUGCCUCCAGCGCUGCCACUGAAGCUUCGCAUUCUAGUUCGACUUUGGCAGUUGGUCACGAAAAGGCAGGACUUAGCUCUGUUGCAUCAAGCCAAACAACUAAGGCAUCAUCAUCUAACUCUGGAAUUCAAUCUACUAUCUCGGGUACAGCAUCGUCAAGCUCUGCCACUGUAGCAGCAACUGGUUCUAGAACCGUAGCCACCAGUACUGGAGGCCAAUCCCUAACAUCUGACACAUCAUUCCCUCAUACUUCAAUCUUCAGGAUACCGAUCUUUCAGACAACAUCAACUACUGGACCAGAGUCAGCGGGGCCCCAUUUCUUUGCCUCUUCCUUAGCUAGUAAUGUUGCUUCUUUGACUAGUCUUGAUCGUGUGCCCUCUACUGCUUCGCAAAUUAAAUCCAUCUCCGGAGAACCAAAAAGUUCUGGAAAAAGCUUUACAUCAUCUACAAAAUCUAAAAUUAUAAAACUUGAGAGUAGCGGGUCCAGCAAAUCUGCAAAUAGUGCUUCCACAUCAGUAUUAAAAGCCAGCGCUGCUCAAAAGGGUUCUUCAUCAUCUAGCCCUGCUUCUGCCAAAUCAACAGCAGCCAAUGGCAUUUCUUCCAUCAAUGUGUUCUCUGUAGCACCAUCAGGCGUCAUAACCUUGCAGCCUGUUGCUUUCAUUUCAGAAGAAAUAGGCAAAUCAUCAAUACAGUUGGAUGGUUCCACAUCAACUGUAAGCACAAGUGCAUCAACUGAUAGCUCUCUUGAUGUCGGCUCCACUGCUGCCACUUUAUCAGAAGCUAUCUCUGCUGCUGCCACCUCUAAAGGCACGGAACUAUCUUCGGGGAAUUCAAAAAGUACGACAGCUUUUGUUUCUGGAAGUGAAAAGAUUGGAUCUGACACGUCUAGUACUACUUCAGGAUCUAGCUCUGAUAUAAGUGGUAGUGAUACCACUGAACAAAAAUCAGUGUCUGAAAAUAGCUCCUUGAUAAAAUCUGUUUCCUCCAGUCUAGCAACUUUUCUUGGAGGCGCUCCCCCCUCGAAGCCAAUUGUUAUCUUCCCAGUGAAAGACACACCGGCAGCUGAACCAUUCGUUAUUUUACCAGCCAUAGGAGGUAGCAUUGGUAAAGGAAUUGGUGGAUCUUCAGCAGAUAUACCGGCUGGUCCAAUUCAAUCUUUUGAUAGUAGUAUUUCUGGUACGAUAAGUGCAACGUCUACGGUUAAUGAAGAGUCGGACGGUUCAGCUGUGCAAAUAAUCCCUGCUCAAAGCAUUAAAUCUGUUUCUGAGGGCACAGGAACAUUAUCAUCAGGGAGUUCUGUUAACAUAAUAUCACAAGCAUCCAGUACUCCUGUUGAAGCAUCCACCUCGCAAAAGUCAUCGGAUGCAUCGACUCUAGCUGAAUUUUUGUCUCAGCCAAAUUCUGGGCUCCAAAAAGCACCUGUAUUCGGUCUUCAACCGUCUCCAUUCGAUGGUGGAAACACUAUCUCAUCUUCAAAUGCAGGAGGUUCACAGCAACUAUCUGAUUUCUCUGCUGGAGUUGGCGGAAGAUUUGGAUUUGGAAAUAAUUUUAACUCGUUUUCUCAUGCAGUUCCGUUCUUCGGAAAUCAGUUUCAAGUUCUGAACAGGCCUGAAUUUGACACAACGGCGUUUAACGGAAACGCUCAACAAUUUUCAAGCGUUGGAGCUUCGAAUCAAAAUGGAUUUUCUGUUUUUAGAGCUAAUCCAGGAAUUCUUUCAGUAGAGAGACCAGCCGGUUUCGAGGAUACUAGAUUCGGUUUCCAUCAAAACUUUGAUCAGCUGAUUGGGAGCCCAGAUUCUUUUGGGUUAGCCUCAUCUGGCAACCCUAACCCGUUUCUGAGCCCAUCUCACGGUGGAAAUCACUUUGGUGAUGCAUCCAUUUCAGCUGCUUCUUCGGUCAGCAAUUCAGGUUUCAGACCAUCUAUUUUUCUAGGCGAUCAUUCUUUUUCCAGCAACCUUAGACCAAAUUUCCCUGCAAGUGUAGCCUUCGGAAAAACUUUCCCUUCAACUGGAAGAUUUGCAAGAGGCUCCUCUGCACAAAAGACUGAAGUUUAAAGGGACCAUGACGAUGUGCCAUGCAAGUUCUCUUUACUAGCAUUGAUCUUGAGUCUGCUUUGGUGCUGAGGAAAAGACAUUACUGAAAUUUUUGGAGCCUAACGAAUGUAGCAACGAUCUAAACUGAUGCCACUCUCAGUCAAAAAAUUUAUUUGCCAUACGUUAUUCUUUUGCUGUUGUUCCUGUUUUUCGUAGCCACUUUUAUCGCUCAAUUUCAGAUUGGAAAUCUAAUUAACACUUUACGCUUCAGUGGCAAAUAUCUUGAACUAGACUUCCAAAUUUGCGAUCAGGCUGUGAUAAAACCCACUUACAAAACGUGUAGCGAAUCAAUUGAUUGGGUUACGAUGAAUUAAGUUACGAGACGAUGUUUGGGCAAGAUACAAGUGUUCUUCAAUAUCAUGGAUUCCAAGAUAUUAUACGCAAGACGCUCUAGAGCCACUUACUGAUCAUAAAAAUUAUUUUGCAAGAAUAUUUCGUUGAACUUCGAACUUUUCAACGAAAAAUAAUUUGCUAGGGCUUAGAUAACAUUUAUUAUGGGCAGGGGAUACAUUGGAUACAUUUGAUGACAUUUCGAGUCUGAGAAGAUGAUUUUCACAAGUCAAUUUCAUAGUAUUUUAUUUAUCUUGUCAAAUAUAAAUGAGAGAAAAAUACUGCGUUUCAUUCAGAUUCUUUAUAGUGUCUUUCGAUUAUAGAUGGGAAUGCUCUAGAUACAGCGCUAUCCUCUCCUCAAAACCAAGGAUAAACGAACAGCUAAGUAGCUGUAGCAUUUCAAGAAAUUAGUUUGAAAUGAAGACUGCUGUCCAUCUAAAUUUGUGCGUAAUUUUUUCAAUGCUUAGGAGAAUUAAAGAAAUCACUGUCAUGUUAUGUCGUUUAUUUUCGUUUGCAAAGGUCGGUCGAUGCAAUUAAAUUAUUUGCUGGUUA
Hyalella azteca is the source of this 5646-nucleotide messenger RNA. RefSeq names its product platelet binding protein GspB. The record is from RefSeq and is a predicted model, not a curated record. The coding region runs from base 52 to 4725 and encodes 1557 amino acids. The transcript has 4 exons. Lineage: Eukaryota; Metazoa; Arthropoda; Malacostraca; Amphipoda; Hyalellidae.